This is a messenger RNA of Alnus glutinosa, 2325 nucleotides long. RefSeq lists its product as uncharacterized. The record is from RefSeq and is a predicted model, not a curated record. NCBI's taxonomy places the organism in Eukaryota, Viridiplantae, Streptophyta, Magnoliopsida, Fagales, Betulaceae. The transcript is spliced from 4 exons. Bases 1 to 2325 code for a protein of 774 amino acids.
AUGGGAUGUUACAACCACCACCAUUCUGAGUCUCCUCCUCCUCCUAACCCGCCCCCCACCAGCUUUGGCGGGGAGUCCCAUUCCCUUCCAGAAAGUUCCCAUUCCGGGGAAGGUCUUAAACCCAAGACCGUUAGGCUGGAAUUCCCACGUUUCGAUGGGGAAGAUCCGAAAACUUGGUGUUACCGAGUUGAGCAAUUCUUUGAAAUGUAUUGUACUCCGGACACUCAACGUCUCUCCAUUUCCGCCUUCCACAUGGAUGGAAAAGCCCUGGUUUGGUUCCAGGAGCUCAAGGCCAGCAAUGAGGUCUCCUCUUGGACGGAUUUCAUCCGUGCUAUUCAAAUUAGGUUCAGCCGGGGUCCCUACGACGACCCCAUGGAAACCCUUUCCAAGUUAAAGCAGGAAGGUCCCUUGGAGGAUUACAAGAACCAGUUCGACAUUCUUGCUCUCAAGGUACACCGGCUACCGGAUGAGCAUAAACUCAGCUGUUUUCUUGGUGGGUUAAAAGAUGAAAUCCGACUACCCGUCCGGAUGUUCAACCCAAAAUCCUUAGUAGAGGCAUACUCUCUGGCCCGCAUCCAAGAGGAGUGUUUAUCCAAUUGGGUUAAGGGCGCCCAACCCCCGUGGCGGUCUAUCCCAUUUCAGCACUCCCCGUGUAGCAUGAGCUCGGAGCUACCACUUGGCGGUGGACAGGGAAUGUUUCCUUGGGCCAACCCAAUGGGGCAAUCCAAGGUUAAUUCACAAGCCCCUGUGAGACAAGGGUUUAACCAGAACCGGGUCCUCACCCGAACCAGGCAUUGGUUCCGCGUGCCCAAACUGUUCCUAAUCGAGGGCUUGCAAAAGGAGGCGGAAGAACAAGGGAACCCGGUUGCCCCAGCUGAGGAGGACCCGGGGGAGUUCUUCUUAGAAGAAUUUCCAGAGAUCUCUCUGAAUGCUAUUACUGGCACCCCAAGCCCGAAAACCAUGCAGAUCGUCGGAUUCAUCCGCUUCCACAGGGUUAUUGUCCUCAUUGACUCGGGGAGUACCCAUAAUUUCGCGGAUACGAAGUUGGCAGCCUCGUUGGAACUCCAGCCCCAACCCCAAGACGGAAUCACGGUCCAAAUAGCUAACGGUCAAGAAGUGGCGAGUCCUGGGCGUAGCAGGGAGGUGGAGGUCAAAUUACAAGGGAUCAACUUCCGGACGGAUUUGUUCAUCCUACCCCUGGCCGGGUGUGACGUCGUUUUGGGCAUACAAUGGCUCCGAACCUUUGGGCCAAUUCUUUGGGACUUUUUGGCCCUCACUAUGCAGUUUUCAUUGGACGGAGUUCCUUGCACUCUGCAAGGCCUACGGCAAGGGCCUAGGGUUAGCCUAAAAGGUGGGGAUUCCUUUAAGCUCCCUAAGUUAGAGAAAAAAGGGCUGUUGCUACAUCUAGUGGGCCACUCCAUAACAGAGGGCCACGAGAUCCGGGAAACACAGGGUCGGUUACUAGGCCUAAGGCCAGACAAGCAGUCCCCUAUUCCCGGCCCAAAAGAAGAAAUAGAGCGCAUAGUCCAGGAGCUGUUGGACUCCGGUGUGAUCCGGCCGAGUCACAGCCCCUUCUCAUCCCCGGUCUUGCUUGUGCGAAAGGCCGACGGCACAUGGAGGAUGUGCAUGGACUACCGGGCUCUCAACAAGGUGACGAUGAAAGAUAAGUUCCCAAUUCCAUUAGUUGAUGAAUUAUUAGACGAAUUAUGGGGUUCUAGGGUCUUUUCUAAGUUGAAUCUUCAAUCCGGCUACCAUCAAAUUCGGGUAGUGGAAGCCGAUAUACCCAAAACAGUCUUUAGAACCUAUUCGGGGCACUAUGAGUUUUUGGUUAUGCCUUUCGGGCUAACCAAUGCCCCGUCCACUUUCCAAAGUCUAAUGAAUCACAUUUUCCAGCCCUAUCUACGUAAAUUUGUGUUAGUCUUUUUUGAUGAUAUCCUAAUCUACAAUAAGGAUAUGGACACCCACCUAGAACACCUCACAAAGGCCUUAACCCUGCUGCAACAGCACCAGCUUUUUGCCAAACUCUCUAAGUGUAAAUUUGGGUGUUCGGAGGUGGAAUACCCGGGCCACAUCAUUUCGGUUGAAGGGGUUUGUGUUGAUCCGGGAAAGAUCCAAGCUAUGGUCGAUUGGCCCCUCCCCAAAAUUGCCAAGGCACUUAGGGGGUUCCUAGGGUUGACCGGUUACUACCGAAAGUUUAUCAAGGGCUACGGAUCCAUAGCCGCACCUUUAACAGCCAUGUUGCGCCACAAUUCUUUUACAUGGACAGAUUUGGGCCGAGAAGCCUUCCAAGCCCUUAAAAAGGCAGUGUCACAAACCUUGUUCUAG